Molecule: messenger RNA, 456 nt
Organism: Danaus chrysippus (African queen)
Lineage: Eukaryota; Metazoa; Arthropoda; Insecta; Lepidoptera; Nymphalidae
Source: the annotation of a GenBank genome assembly
AUGAACUACCGGCUCGGCUCUAUUGUUCACUCACCUUCGGGGUGUAGCCUUUGCGGGUCGAACCAAGCAUCUGCAAGAGAGGGCUGCGAGUUAGAGGGAUGCGCGAACCUAGCGCGCGCCGCGCCCGAACCUCGCGUCGAUACUGGCGGCCGGGGCGCAGCUCCCCCCGCACCCCGCGCCGCCGCCCUCUCCCCGCCCCUGGCCCCCCCCGACCCGCCCCCGCGGCGCAUGCGCAAUGUCAAUCGCUAUCAGUGCGCAUCUGCACUCGUAUACCGCUGCACUACCACCACCAUCACCACCACCAAAGAAGAGUGUGUCAUCACACACACACACACCUACAUCACGAUAGGUUCCCGUGAUAAGGACGAGGGACACGAGGACACGAGGGGACCAACAGACAUACACUCUGAACGGAUUCAAAGAUACAUAUGUAGGGAUGCACAAUACAAGCGAUAG